AUGACGCGGAGCCACAACAUGAGUCGUGAGCUGCUUUUGCCUGCCUUACUGCUGCUCGUAUCGGUGAAUUACAGCGAUUCAGUCGAGUCCCGAUACUAUGCGACGGGAUCGGCAGAAUCCGGCAGUGUUCGAUACGAUGCACCGGACGACUGCAAAUACCGUGUGCUCCCCGAUAACGAUGUGGAUCUGAUAUGCAAUCUGCGAACGGUGAAUAGUGAGUUUGAUAAUACGAACUUCAGUGUUAUACCCGCGGAGCAUACGGCCGCACUGUCGAUCCUGUGUAACGAUGCAAUUUUGGCGCGCAGCAAAUUGCAGCCAAAAUCUUUUGCUCAUCUGGUGCGACUCAAGCGGCUGUCGUUAGAAUUCUGCAAAAUUGCCAAGUUCUCCAGUGAGGUGCUCAGUGGGUUAGGAGAACUACGAAACUUCACCAUCCGUACGCACAACAUCAACUGGCCGGAACUGAGCCUCGAGAUUGAACCUACCGCGUUCGGUCACACACGCGGUUUGGAGAUGCUUGACUUGAGCAUGAACAACAUCUGGUCGCUACCCGAUCAUCUCUUCUGUCCUCUCAAUGGGUUGCGAUCGCUGAACAUCAGUUGCAAUCGAUUGCAAGACGUGAAUGAUCUCGGAUUCCGAGAGCUCAAGCACGGGAAGGAUGACGGCAACAUCACAGGUUCGGUGGCACCACCCAUCAGCUGCGCUUUGGACCUGGAGGAUUUAGAUGUGUCACGGAACCACUUUGUGCUACUACCGGCCGCUGGUUUUGGUAUGCUUAAGCGCUUGAAGCUGCUGAAAAUUCAUGACAACGAAAUUUCCAUGGUUGGUGAUAAGGCAUUGAACGGAUUGAAAGACUUGCAGGUUGUGGAUCUAAGUUCGAACAAAAUCGUUGCUUUGCCCACGGAUUUGUUCAAAGACCCAGCGCAAUCGAUUCAGGAAAUAUACUUGCAGAACAACUCGAUCAGCGUGCUGUCUCCGGGAUUGUUUUCAAAGCUAGAGCAACUGCAAGCAUUGGAUCUAUCGAUAAAUCAGCUAACGUCGGCCUGGGUGAAUCGGGAGACAUUCGCUGGGUUGAUUCGAUUGGUGUUGCUCAAUCUAGCGGACAACAAAAUUACCAAACUAGAAUCUGAAAUUUUUUCGGAUCUCUAUACACUACAAAUUCUCAAUCUGCGCCACAACCAGCUGGACAACAUUGCGGCGGAUACGUUCUCGCCGAUGAACAAUUUGCAUACUUUACUAUUAUCGCACAACAAGAUCAAAUACCUUGAUGCUUACUCGCUGAAUGGACUAUAUGCUCUGUCACUUCUAUCGCUGGACAACAAUGCUCUUACGGGCGUGCACCCUGAAGCAUUUCGGAACUGCAGUUCACUGCAGGAUCUGAACCUGAACGGAAAUGAGCUAUCUCAGGUGCCUUUGGCGCUAAAAGACAUGCGAUUGUUACGUACGGUUGAUCUCGGAGAAAAUUCCAUCAGUGUCAUCGAAGAGCCUGGUUUCAGAGGAAUGAAUAAUCUGUAUGGACUGCGUUUGAUAAGCAACAAUGUCGAAAAUAUUACCCGCAAAGCAUUCAAAGAUCUACCGAGUUUGCAAAUUUUGAACAUUGCGCGCAACAAAAUAACUCAUAUCGAGAAGGGUGCUUUUGAGGCGGCUGUUAGCGUGCAAGCUAUUCGACUAGAUGGCAAUCUAUUGACCGACAUAGGUGGUCUAUUUACAAAUAUGCCAAGCCUCGUCUGGCUUAACAUAUCCGAUAAUCGGCUUGAGCACUUCGACUACUCGCAGAUUCCUUCUCAUCUGCAAUGGCUCGAUCUACACAAAAAUGAGCUAACGGAGCUGACAAAUCGUUACGCCAUGGAUUCCCAGCUUCACCUGCAGACACUCGAUGCCAGCUUCAACCAACUUACAAGAGUGACGCCAGCAACCAUCCCCAACAGUAUCGAGUUUCUAUUUCUGAACGAUAAUCUGAUAGUGCACUUAGAGCCCCACUGUUUCAUGCAGAAGACGAACCUCACCCGCGUAGAUUUAUACGCCAACCAGCUCACUGGAUUGGACAUCAAGGCGUUGCGACUGCAACCGGUUCCGGAAGACAAGCAGCUUCCGGAAUUUUACAUCGGUGGAAAUCCAUUCGUCUGCGACUGCAACAUCGAUUGGUUGCAGAAGAUUAACCAUGUCACCUCGCGGCAGUAUCCGACCAUCAACGACAUUGAAACAGUGUACUGCAAAUUAAUGUACAACCGCGAACGCUCCUAUGUCGCGCUUAUAGAAGCUGAGCCAAAGCACUUUCUGUGCAGCUACAACACACACUGUUUCGCACUAUGCCAUUGUUGCGAGUUUGAUGCGUGUGACUGCGAAAUGACCUGUCCGAAUAACUGCCACUGCUAUCACGACAACAGCUGGUCUACAAACAUUGUUGAUUGCUCAGCCGCUGGCUAUACCGAUAUCCCGAAUAACAUCCCCAUGGACACGACGGAGGUUUAUCUUGACGGCAAUAAUCUGGUCGAACUAUCUGGCCACAGUUUUAUCGGUCGCAAAAACUUGCGUGUUUUAUACGGCAACCACUCCAACAUCGCAAUGUUAUACAACACGACCUUCAUAGGAUUGCGCCGACUUAUAACUUUACAUUUAGAGUUCAACGUUAUACAAAAAUUGUACGGCUACGAAUUUGGUGCCCUUGAGAGUCUCCGUGAGCUGUAUCUGCAGGGUAACCGGAUUUCGCACAUUGAAGAUCACACGUUCAGCGAGUUGCGUAAGCUGGAAGUGCUGCGAUUGGAUGGAAACCGUAUAACUAGCUUCGAAGUUUGGCAGCUGGCAGCAAAUCCAUAUCUUGUGGAGAUCGCUCUCGCAAACAACGCAUGGACAUGUGAUUGCGGAUUUCUCAACAAGCUUCGGGUGUACCUGCAGUCCAACGCCGACAAGAUAGUGGACGCGAACGAAAUUUCCUGUGUUUACAACAACCUUACGAGUAUCCUGAAAGAAAAAAAUGGAACCAAAUGUACUUUCCGCGAAGGAAUGUCCUCGAUCGUACAUACACAGGAGAUAGAAGAUAUGCUGCCGCUGCUAUUAGUUGCUACAUGUGCGUUCGUCGGGUUUUUUGGUUUAAUAUUCGGCUUGUUCUGUUACAGAAAGGAGUUGAAAGUGUGGGUUCAUUCAGGCUGCCUUGGUUCGCUGUGCUACAAGUCCAGUACGUUCGUGAAUGAGUACGACAAAGAUCGGCUAUAUGAUGCGUACAUAACGUACUCGCUACAGGACGAGCACUUCGUAAAUCAAAUACUAGCAGCGACUCUCGAAAAUGAUGUUGGUUUCCGAUUGUGCCUGCACUACAGGGACUUCAACGCAGGUUCCUUUCUCGCAGAUACGAUCGUCGAAGCGGUCGAGAGUUCGAAGCGUGCUGUUUUAGUGCUUUCCAAGAACUUUCUAUACAACGAGUGGACGCGGUUCGAGUUCAAGGGUGCCGUUCACGAGGUGUUAAAGCGCCGCAGAAAGCUGAUCAUCAUCUUGUACGGAGACCUUCCGCAACGUGAUCUCGACGCCGAUUUGCGUUUGUACCUGCGCACAAACACGUGCAUCGAGUGGGAUGACAAAAAGUUUUGGCAGAAGCUUCGCAUCGCAAUGCCGCAAGUAAAGAAGAGCAACUGUCUAAAGAAACGGUCAGCGAUCAACAUUUACGCCACCGCAAAUGAAUACAACACGGCUGGCCGGCGACGUCUUCCUCCUGGGUGUCCAGCUGGCACACUUGAUACGCUGCCUUCCGUAGCAAUCGGGCCACCAGUCGCGGUCACCCGGCUAGAGCAGCACAGUUACGCCACAAUCGGCAACUGUCCGCGAAACUGUGAUAACUACGAUACGGUUAAUAAUUGUAAAUACAACACCACCCAGCAUCAAAACACUCACCAACCGCCGGAAAGGCGAGUAAACGAGCUCGGGCAAAAGGCCGCUGAUCGGCAGCACGAGUAUGCCAUUCCCUCCAGUUGUCUCCUGAACACGACAAACGAAGUGUACAGUGCUAGUUGUGAUCGCGUCGCAAGUGAAACAUUUGAGUGCACUUCCAGCUCCAAGUACUCGACGUCCUCAAGGGGAUCCAGUGACUGUAGCCAUUCGAUUUCCUCUAUACACGAUGUUUCGGGUGCUACCGCUGGCCAGUUGCCAAACGGCUCAUGUCCACCGAAUGGGCUGUCUACCACUAACUUUACAUACCAUCAUCCUACUAGCAGCAGUCGCAAACCCUCUAACACUGGUGGUGGCAGGUCGACAAAGGAUGCCAGCGAGGCGAGUAACUCGAAUGCGAACAAUUUCAAUGAUAGAAGACUGCCACAGGCAAUGUGGGCAUAA
This is a messenger RNA of Anopheles cruzii, 4320 nucleotides long. RefSeq names its product toll-like receptor 6 (gene Toll-6). Gene Ontology annotation, molecular function: protein binding. NCBI's taxonomy places the organism in Eukaryota, Metazoa, Arthropoda, Insecta, Diptera, Culicidae. The record is from RefSeq and is a predicted model, not a curated record. Bases 1 to 4320 code for a protein of 1439 amino acids. Gene Ontology annotation, biological process: signal transduction. The transcript has a single exon.